Messenger RNA from Miscanthus lutarioriparius, 441 nucleotides. Lineage: Eukaryota; Viridiplantae; Streptophyta; Magnoliopsida; Poales; Poaceae. The record is from the annotation of a GenBank genome assembly.
AUGGGUGCCUGCGCAACCAAGCCCAAGACGCUUGAGGGGCAGGCCCCAGCUGAGGCCAACAUCUCCACACCCAAGGUUGCACCCGAGACCACUACCGUCCCCACUGAGGUUGCGGCUGAACAGGUAGUUGAGAAGGUGGUGGAGGAGGACAAGGAGGAGGAGCCGGCAACGGUGGCGGAACAAAAGCCGCCAUCCACCGCCGAGCCCGAGCAGCAGGCUGAUGAGGUGAGCACUCUGGAGGAGGCGGUCGUCGUCGAGCCCGAGAACAAGGAGGAGGAGGAAGAAGAGGCCGAGGUGAAGACCGUCGUCGAGGAGGAGAAGCCAUCAGCCCCUGCAGAGGAAAAGCUCGCCACCGGUGAGGUGACGGCUAAGCCCACGACGGAGGUGAAGAAGGACGCUGAGGAGGAGGAGGAGGACGAGACGAAGCCAACACAAAGCUGA